Molecule: messenger RNA, 1482 nt
Organism: Solanum dulcamara
Lineage: Eukaryota; Viridiplantae; Streptophyta; Magnoliopsida; Solanales; Solanaceae
Exons: 1
Coding region: 1-1482 (493 amino acids)
Source: RefSeq, a predicted model, not a curated record
AUGGAUACUACUACGAAGAAAAAAGAGAAGAAGAAGGAGGUUAUUCGAUUGGAACGUGAAUCGGUUAUUCCAGUACUCAAAUCCAGGUUGAUCAUGACAUUGGCAAAUUUAAUUGAGAAUGAUUCUGAUCGCGAUGAAUUUCUCAAGCUAUGCAAGAGAGUUCAAUACACAAUUCGCGCGUGGUACAAUAUUCAAUUCGAAGAUCUCAUGGGAUUAUACGCCUUAUUUGACCCCGUCCACGGGGCACAAUGUCUCGAGCAACAAAAAUUAAACGACAAUGACAUAGAUGAGCUGGAACAAAAUUUCUUAAAAUACUUAUUCCAAGUCAUGGAUAAGAGUAAUUUCAAAAUCGCGAGUGAUGAAGAACUAGAGAUUGCGAAUUCAGGGCAGUACCUAUUGAACCUUCCAAUAACAGUGGAUGAAUCAAAACUCGAUACUAAGCUUUUGUCCAAAUACUUGGCGUGCAAUCCACGGGAUGAAAAACUCCCUGAGUUUGCUGACAAGUAUGUCAUUUUUCGACGUGGCAUUGGCAUUGACAGGACGACUGAUUGGUUCAUCAUGGAGAAAAUUGACAUGAUUAUCGCGCGUACAUGGAAAUGGCUUAUGAAAAAGACGGGAGGGGACAAAUUUUUCGGGAAAAAGAUAUACAAACGUAAUAAAAAACCACGAAAGAAACGAAUUCCAUCAGAGGAGGAACAAGAUUUCUACGUUGAACGAAUUCGUAUACAAAACAUGGAACUUACCGUGCCUAAUGUCCUUAGUAAGAUCACGAUUCAAGAACCAACGUUCGAGAGGAUCAUCGUUAUUUAUAGACGUUCUAGUGAGGAGGACGAAAAACCAGACAGGGGAAUUUAUGUGAAACAUUUGAAAAACAUUCCAAUGGCUGAUUUAGAAAUUGUACUACCUGAGAAAAAAAAUCCAAGUUUAACACCUAUGGAUUGGGUACAAUUUAUUGUGUCAGCAGUAGUUGGUCUUUUCGCGGUUGUGACAUCACUUGACAUGCCACAAGCUGACCCAUGGGUCCUCUUCGCGAUCCUCUCCACAGUGAUUGGUUAUUGCGCGAAAAUAUACUUUACAUUUCAGCAGAAUAUGGCUCAAUACCAAAAUUUAAUCACUCAAUCGAUGUACGAUAAACAAUUGGACAGUGGAAGGGGUACCUUACUUCAUUUAUGUGACGAUGUUAUACAACAAGAGGUUAAAGAAGUUAUAAUUUCGUAUUUUAUACUGAUGGAACAAGGUAAAGCAACUUUAUUAGAUCUCGAUACGCGAUGUGAGGAGUUAAUCAAAGAAAGAUUUGCAAUAAGUUGCAAUUUUGAUGUAGAUGAUGCAGUGCAAAAGCUAGAGAAAUUAGGAAUUGUUUCUAAGGAUGAAAUUGGAAGGUAUUUUUGUAUUGGUCUUAAAAGGGCUAAUGAAAUUAUUGGAACAACUACAGAGGAACUGGUUCUUAAAGCAAAACAACGUCAGCCUCCCAUUACUUCCUGA